AUGUCUCGACUGGUUCCAUACUUGGUCACACCGGAACCAAAACGUAUAGCCCGUUUCAUUGGAGGUUUAGCUCCAGAGAUCAAGGCAAGUGUGAAAGCAUCAAGACCUACCACUUUUAGGUCAGUGGCUGAUUUGUCCUUAUCCCUUACUCUCGAUGCGGUUAGGCAGAGAUCGCUUAGGAGUUUUGAAGAAGGAAAAAGGAAACGUGAGGAUGAGAACUCACGUCAUUCUGAUAAGAAACAUAGGGGGAACUCAGACCACAAGAAGAAUUCUGGGUCUAACAAAGGUAACCAACAAACAGAUGAGAAGCCUAAAUGCAAAACCUGCCAGAAGUGUCAUUUUGGAAAAUGCAGGUUUGAAUCAAAGUCGCAGUCGCAAUCAAAGCCCAUUGGAUGUGGGAUCUGCAAGUCCAAAGAACAUAAGACUUUGGAUUGCAAGAAAUUGAAGGACGCGACCUGUUAUGGUUGCAACGAGAAGUGGCAUAUUAAGACUAACUGCCCAAAAUAUGCAAAGAAACCUGAAGAAGGUAAGAAGACCAAUGCUCGGGUCUUUCAAAUGAAUGCACAAGAAGCGAUUCAGAAUGACAACGUGAUAACAGAUUUCCAAAUUUCACCUUUAAGGCUUAUGUUCGCUCCGGAUGGGUACUCACCGCCAUACAGCCAUGGGGCUAGGCUAGCUGCGGAGUUGUAA
Messenger RNA from Helianthus annuus (common sunflower), 690 nucleotides. RefSeq lists its product as uncharacterized. Lineage: Eukaryota; Viridiplantae; Streptophyta; Magnoliopsida; Asterales; Asteraceae. The record is from RefSeq and is a predicted model, not a curated record. The coding region runs from base 1 to 690 and encodes 229 amino acids. The transcript has 2 exons. Gene Ontology annotation, molecular function: nucleic acid binding; zinc ion binding.